Messenger RNA from Solanum verrucosum, 1889 nucleotides. RefSeq names its product putative pentatricopeptide repeat-containing protein At3g15200. Lineage: Eukaryota; Viridiplantae; Streptophyta; Magnoliopsida; Solanales; Solanaceae. The transcript has a single exon. Bases 27 to 1496 code for a protein of 489 amino acids. Gene Ontology annotation, molecular function: protein binding. The record is from RefSeq and is a predicted model, not a curated record.
GGCGUUCCACCGGAAAGUUCAUCGGAAUGUCAACUAAAGAACUCUACCGGAGAAUUCAGCGUUUGUACAGUUUUCAACCCAAAAUGGCGAGUCACUUUCAUCGCCAAAUGCACACAAUAUCCGACGAAGAAAACUGCGCGUUGAAAGUGCAGACCCUUCUCAAGAAUAAAGCAGAUAAAUCAGUGAGUGACAUUUUUCAAUCUCUAAGUAAUUGCAAUUUCACAUUAUCUGAAGAUUUCAUUCCAAACGUGCUUAAACGGCACCGUUCUGAUUGGAAACCAGCUUUUACCUUCUUCAAAUGGGUAUUAGCUGGUGAAAAUCCAAGUGGGUAUUCACCAAAUACUGAAUCUUUCAAUGAAAUUCUCGAUAUUCUUGGUCGUAUGAGACAUUUUGAUGAACUCAACCAAGUGCUCGACGAAAUGUCUAAGAGAGGAAAUUUGGUUAAUGAAAGAACUUAUGGUAUUGUGAUUAAUAGAUAUGCUGCAGCUCAUAGAGUUGAAGAUGCAAAAGAGUUUUUCUAUAAGAGGAAAAAUUUUGGUUUGAAGCUUGAUCUUAUUGCUUUUCAGACUCUUCUUGUGUGUUUAUGCCGAUACAAACAUGUUGAAGAUGCUGAAUUCUUGUUCCAUAAUAAGAUAAAUGAGUUUAAGGAUAACAUUAAAACGCGGAAUAUUAUUCUGAAUGGAUGGUGUGUUUUGGGGAAUUCACGAGAGGCGAAGAGGUUUUGGAAUGAUAUUGUAACUUCAAAAUGUAAGCCGGAUAAAUUUACAUAUGGGAUAUUCAUCAAUUCACUAUGUAAAUCAGGGAAAAUAAGCAGGGCGGUAGAGUUGUUCCAGACAAUGUGGGAAAAAGGGUGUAAGCCAGAUGUUGCAAUUUGUAAUUGUAUUAUUGAUGGAUUGUGUUUCAAGAAGAGAAUUCCUGAAGCUCUUGAGAUUUUUCAUGAAAUGAAUGAGAGAGAUUGUUUACCUGAUGUUGUAACUUAUAAUUCGUUGAUUAAAAAUUUAUGCAAGAUUAGGAGGAUGGAGAAAGUUUAUGAGCUUUUAGACGAGAUGGAAACGAAGGGAGAGAGUUGUUUGCCAAAUGCUAGAACUUAUGGUUACUUGUUGAAUUCUGCCAAGACGCCUGAGGAAGCUAUUGGGAUUUUGGAAAGGAUGAACGAAAACCAGUGUAAGAUGACUGGAGAUAUUUACAAUUUGUUGUUAAGGUUGUUUAUGAGCUGGGAUAAUCAAGAUCAAGUAAAGAGUACGUGGGAUGAGAUGGAGAGGAGUGGACUAGGACCCGAUCAACGAUCAUAUACAAUUAUGAUUCACGGUCUUUAUGAUGGGGGAAGAUUAGAGGAUGCUUUGUCUUAUUUUAAUGAGAUGAUAUCAAAGAGUAUGGUGCCCGAGCCACAGACGAACAAGUUGGUGGAUGCUAUGAACACGUUAAAGGAGAAAGGAAAGGAAUCGAAGAAGAUGGAAAUAACGAAAAGGGGAAGGAAGGCCAAGAAUACUGGUUAAUACAUGCUCAGCUAAUUAUUUUUCUCUUGGCAUGCUAUGUGUUUACGUUAAACUGAGAAAUGCAAGCACUUGGAGGGGAUUCUUCGGAAUGCUAGCAAACUAAGGUCAGGAAUUUUUUUUGUUAUGUGCCUCACACGACUACACUAGUCGUGUGAGGCUUUUGUGAAAAAAGUGGACCAAACAGUAUAAGAUUUGGGUUCACUUUUUUUGUGAGAUAAAACGAAGCCUCACACAGCUAGUAUCAAUCGUGUGAGGCACGUAAUAAAGUUUUUCCAAGGUUUGUCAGGGGCUCGGGAAUGGCCAUGAGGAAUUUGGAGUGCACUUUUGGCUUGUAACAAGUUUCCUGUGUUCUUAUGCUGAUAUAUGUUGAAAUAAACUUGGAGACAUGAAAAC